UGAGUCCUGGGUCAGUUAAAGCAGAUCAACUCCUCCUUCGCUCUCAAACAAACAAAUCCUUCUUUAAACCGCCAUGGUCUCAUGGAUCAUCUCUAGACUAGUCGUGCUGAUAUUUGGCACACUUUAUCCAGCGUAUUCUUCAUACAAGGCUGUAAAGACAAAGAAUGUAAAAGAAUAUGUGAAAUGGAUGAUGUACUGGAUCAUAUUUGCCUUGUUCACCACAGCAGAAACCUUCACAGAUCUCUUCCUUCCAUGGUUUCCAUUUUAUUAUGAACUCAAAAUCGCUUUUAUUGUUUGGCUGCUGUCUCCUUACACGAAAGGAGCCAGCGUUCUCUACAGGAAGUUUGUGCACCCGACACUGUCCUCCAAAGAGCAGGAGAUUGACGAGUACCUGAGCCAAGCCAAAGAUCGUAGCUAUGAAGCGGUGGUGCAGUUUGGGAGACGGGGAUUGAAUGUGGCAGCCAGCGCCGCGGUGACAGCCGCUGCCAAGGUGUCUCCCUUUCUCAACGUAACCCUGUCUGAAGAGAGUACAGAGGGGCAGGGACAGGGGGCUCUGUCGGAGAGGCUGAGGAGCUUCAGCAUGCAGGACCUGACCUCAAUCCGAGGUGAAGACGGCCCCACGACAAGGAUAGGCAGUGCCCACGCUCCCACGCAGAGUGCCCCCCGCCACAUCACAGAGACCAUCGACAACUCGGCCUUUAGAAACGGCAUCAUAUUCAAUAUCAUAACAGGCGAUGAAGUAAACAUUGAUCAGGGUCAAAGGGCAGAGGAGGAGCAGUAUAAGGCUAGAGCAGUAGAGAACUCUGAUGAUGAGGUUGAGCAGCUCGUGAUCAAACGCCCCCAGAAACCACUUAGGAAAAAGUUACCACGGUCCGAGGCAGAGCUUAGGCGCCCCAAACCACCUCCCAGAAGGAAAUGUAGCUCGACGUCCAACAGUGAGACGAUGUGAUGCCGAAUGACCGCCAAGGCUGCAGUGACCUUGUUUAGACCUCCUGUUCCAUGCCCUACCUUUACGAGCCAAAAAAAACACACACACACACAUUCACACCAACUGAGCAACACCGGGAAAAGGCCAGCAGUGGCUUGUGCUGCAGAUGUCUUUCAGCUGCCAACUGACAUGAGUAUAAGAUUAUCUGUAGGCAUCAUCUUUUUUUAAUAUACAGUAUAUAUAUAACAUUUUUCUGCUUCGCAGUAUUUAACACAGCGUUUCGGGGCAAUGAGUGAGCAAAAGGAUUGUAUUUAUCAAUGCUAAAGUGUUUGUAAUGUUCACACAGCCUUUCCCCUUUCUGUAAAGGGCUUUUCCCAGCACAUGAGAGGCUCCUGAAAUAAAGUAACCCAGACCCAGAGGCACCAAAUUCCACCUAGUCUUCGUCAGUAGCACCUGUUUUGUCUUUAAGACCGCAAUUGCCAAUUCUCAUGUCGGCAUCCAAAUUAAAACUGAAUUGUGGGAUUUUAUUAUAAUAAUAAUAUAAUAA
Callorhinchus milii (elephant shark) is the source of this 1475-nucleotide messenger RNA. It is a transcript of the gene reep1, whose product is annotated as receptor accessory protein 1. The transcript is spliced from 10 exons. Gene Ontology annotation, molecular function: microtubule binding. Gene Ontology annotation, biological process: endoplasmic reticulum tubular network organization. NCBI's taxonomy places the organism in Eukaryota, Metazoa, Chordata, Chondrichthyes, Chimaeriformes, Callorhinchidae. Gene Ontology annotation, cellular component: endoplasmic reticulum membrane; endoplasmic reticulum tubular network; cytoplasmic microtubule. The record is from RefSeq and is a predicted model, not a curated record. The coding region runs from base 74 to 949 and encodes 291 amino acids.